AAUAGGAGUCAGCGGAGUGAAUGUGUGUUUUUUUUUUCUCUGGUGUGCGCUUCAGUCAAGGGGAAGGCAGAGGGAACAGGGAGGCUCUUCGGAGGAGACAUGUAAGAUGGCAGAGCUACAAAUGUUGUUAGAGGAAGAGAUUCCAGCCGGUAAACGGGCGCUAGUGGAGAGUUACCAGAACCUUACCAGAGUAGCGGACUACUGCGAGAACAACUAUGUCCAGGCCCAGGACAAGAGGAAAGCUCUGGAGGAGACCAAAGCCUACACCACUCAGUCCCUGGCCAGCGUAGCCUACCAGAUCAAUGCCUUAGCCAACAAUGUACUGCAGCUGCUGGACAUCCAGGCAUCACAGCUGCGGCGCAUGGAGUCCUCCAUCAACCACAUUUCUCAGACUGUGGACAUCCACAAAGAGAAGGUGGCCAGGAGGGAGAUCGGGAUCCUGACCACGAACAAGAACACGGCGAGGACCCAUAAGAUUAUAGCACCGGCCAAUAUGGAGCGACCUGUCAGGUACAUCAGGAAGCCCAUUGACUACACUGUGUUGGACGAUGUGGGUGGGGGUGUCAAGUGGUUAAAAGCCAAGCAACAUGGAAACAAUCAGUCAAUCAGAGGAGGAACAUUAUCGAGGACCAAUCCACCAACACAGAAGCCACCCAGCCCUCCGAUGUCAGGGCGUGGUACCCUUGGACGCAACACUUCCUAUAAGACCCUGGAGCCGGUGAAGCCGCCCACAGUGCCCAAUGACUACAUGACCAGCCCCGCCCGAUUAGGCAGCCAUCACGGGCAGCACAACAGCCCCGGACGUACAGCGUCGCUCAACCAAAGGCAACGCACACACAGCGGCAGCAGCGGGGGGAGCAGCAGCAGGGAGAACAGCGGCAGCAGUGGAAUUGGCAUUCCUAUCGCGGUGCCUACUCCCUCCAUUCCUCCAUCUGGACCAGCUCCACCCAUGUUGGCUCCCCCGGGAGUCCCCCCUCCACCCCCUCCUUUACCUCCACCCGCUCCUCCCAUGCCCGGCUUUGGUCCCCCAGGAGGUCCUCCGCCAACUCCACCUCCACCCCCACCACCCAUAGCUGUGGCCCCUGGGCCGGGUCUGGGCCCCGCUCCAAUGUCCCAGUUUGGAACCAUCUCACGGCAGAUUUCGCGGCACAAUCCCUCCAACUCUUCUGUCUCUAUGGUUUCGGCCACGGGCACCUACCGUCGGGCGCCAUCGGUCACUUCCCAGUUCUCCUUGCAGCAGCAGCAGCAGCAACUACAGCAGCAACAGCAGCAGCAGCAACAACUGCAGCAACAACUGCAGCAGCAGCAGCAGCAGCAGCCUCACAUUAAUGGAGGCACUCCUGGCUACGGCCAGAACUCAAUGUCUAUUGCUCCCCCUCCUCCUCCCAUGCCCCAGCUGACUCCACAGAUACCUCUGACUGGCUUUGUGGCCAGGAUGCAGGAGAGCAUUGCAGAUACUCCCACUCCACCUCCUCCUCCUCCACCGGACGACCUGCCCAUGUUCGAUGACUCUCCUCCUCCACCGCCGCCUCCCCCUGUGGACUAUGAGGAGGAGGAUGCUGCGGUUGUUCAGUACAGUGACCCAUACGCCGACGGUGACCCACAGUGGGCCCCCAACAACUACAUCGAGAAAGUGGUGGCCAUUUAUGACUAUGCCAAGGACAAAGAAGACGAGUUGAGCUUCAUGGAGGGAGCCAUCAUUUACGUCGUCAAGAAGAAUGACGACGGUUGGUUCGAGGGCGUCUGCAAUGGCGUCACCGGGCUCUUCCCCGGGAACUACGUGGAGAGCAUCAUGCACUACGCCGACUGAAGGGCGGCGGCCGCCACCUCCAACCGUAAAGUCUAUUUAUUCAGUCUUAUCCUAAUCCACAGACACAGACACUGCAGCAGCAGGAGUCCUGAGAGGAGGCUUAGGCAAAACUUUGUGAAACUUUUGAUAUGACAGAACCCGCCCUCAAUUUAUUGCAGAUAAAAUUCAAAGUAAUAUCUACUUAGAUUAUUUUGGUGUUAUAUGAGCGGGUGGGGGGCAUUUAUGGAUUGUGUAUUGGAAAAAAAAGAGAGAGGACUCUAUAAGCAAACAAGACGUUAACUGUCCUGUCCGCUGUACGUAACACUAGUAGUGCAGCCAAUCGGGUUUCUGUAACGUUACCUCGAAGCCUGACAGUAAUGACGUUUUUUUAUUCUGUAAAUGCUUUCCAACUUUAAGACAACGAUAAACUCCCUGAAGAUCAGUCUUGGCGUUAGAGCAUGCAAAAUUUUUAAUGAUAUAAUGUAAUUUAAGUUUAUUACCAUUAUGUUUUCAUUAUUUUGUAAGUGUAUUCACCUUAUUUUAUUUUAUUCCACUGUUGUAGCCACUGAACUUUUUUAUUUUAUUUUUUUCUUUCCCAUUGGGGUGGAUUUUUACAUGCUGAUUUGGAUUUAAAGGCUGAGCUACACUAUGAAACUUUUCAUGAAGUGAUUGAAAAAAGUUUUUUUUGACAAAUGUGCAUAACUCGACGUCAUCUUUUUACAGUAGCAUGUCGUUACGAGAGGCAGCCACUAGAUGGCAGCAAAGAACCUAGAGCUUGUUAAAGUUGUUAGCAUGACAUCUGUCAUAAUUUUCAUUUUUAAUAGUGACUUAAUUCAGACACUGCAGCUGAGUUCAUCCUCUGCAGUUUAUGACAAAAAGGACAAACUGUUAAAGUGUAUGUUUUUACUAACAUGGAAAAAUCCUGAAAGUCUGUUUAAAGCUACAGAGUUAGCUGCAGAGCCUAGCUUCUUUUAUCAGAACAGUAUGAGUGUUUACUAUUUUUAGACAUGAAAAGUUGCAUAGUGUUGAUUCAAGAUCCCCAAAAAACAAAGCUGAAGUGGUAAAAAAAUUAGACCUGUCUGUAAAUCAAGAGAACUCAUUUUCCUGACCUUUGACUUUUCCAGAUGAGGUCUAAUCACUGACCAGCUUCAGUGACAACAUGGUGUGUGUGCAGUGAGAGUCUGGAAGGAUCUUGUCGUACCUAACACUGCCAUGAGACAAUUCAGACGUAACACAUUUGACCAGUACACAACUCUAAUACCUCCUCAGUCUUUUCAAACCAACAGCGUUCUGCUCUGAGCUUGAGGACCAUGCUGAUUGAUGUGAACUAAAAAAAAAUCUUCAGGUGUACAUAUUGAACUCCGGUCAAAUCAGCCAGUCGAUAACGUCCACUCAGGUCUCCGUCACAUUGUGCAUCUGUUCACAUUUACUCAUCAACUCGUCUAACAGAAUCUUUUCUUUUGAAGGUUUACCUGCUGUGGUCACAGUUCAGGGUUCUGCAGCGAACGACUUCAACACGUUUUGCCCUUUUGCUUUAGUUUUUUCCAAUUAAACGUUAAAAAAAAAAGGUUGACGUUCAUAUAUAGAAAUAUUACAAUCUAUGUCUGCCCUUCAUUUGUACAGAUAAAUUGUUGAUUGAGAAAUUAAUGUACAGUCUUUUAUAAUAAACAAUUCUAUGUACAACCUC
This is a messenger RNA of Cynoglossus semilaevis (tongue sole), 3476 nucleotides long. RefSeq names its product abl-interactor 1a (gene abi1a). Gene Ontology annotation, biological process: neuron migration. Bases 107 to 1810 code for a protein of 567 amino acids. The record is from RefSeq and is a predicted model, not a curated record. Gene Ontology annotation, cellular component: actin-based cell projection; SCAR complex; lamellipodium. Lineage: Eukaryota; Metazoa; Chordata; Actinopteri; Pleuronectiformes; Cynoglossidae. The transcript is spliced from 13 exons. Gene Ontology annotation, molecular function: signaling adaptor activity; SH3 domain binding.